UGCAUCAGUUGUCGGCGCAUGCGCGUUGUGGCUCUGAUCAGGCUGAGCAUUCCAGGGGGCUGCUGCUGUCACCUCACUUGAAAAAAUGGAGGCGCCCCAAGAGCAGCAGAUUGUAGCUGCUGAAGAGAAAAAGAAAGAGCCAGGAAAGAAGAAAAGCAAGGAUGGAACUGGCAAUGGUGGCUGCUCAGAGCUGAGUCCUUGGCCAGACUACAUUAACCAGCGCCUUGAAGUGUACCAUAAACUUAAAGCCGAGCAUGAGGCCCUUUUGGCAGAACGAGCUGCUAAAGAAAGCCAGCCCAUUAAAGUUACCUUACCAGAUGGCAAACAAGUUGAUGCUGAGUCCUGGAAGACAACGCCAUACCAAAUUGCCUGUGGCAUCAGUCAAGGUUUAGCAGACAACACUGUGAUUGCUCGAGUGAACAAAGUGGUAUGGGAUCUAGAUCGUCCUUUGGAACACGAUUGUACCUUGGAACUACUAAAGUUUGAUGAUGAAGAUGCACAAGCGGUAUAUUGGCAUUCAAGUGCCCACAUAAUGGGCGAAGCCAUGGAAAGAAUAUAUGGUGGUUGUUUGUGUUAUGGUCCACCAAUAGAGAAUGGAUUUUAUUAUGAUAUGUUCUUGGAAGAUGGGGGUGUCUCUAGCAAUGAUUUUCCUGCUCUAGAGUCAUUGUGCAAGAAAAUUAUGAAGGAGAAGCAAGUUUUUGAGCGACUAGAAGUUAAGAAGGAAACUUUACUUGAAAUGUUUAAGUACAACAAGUUCAAAUGUCGGAUCUUGAAUGAAAAGGUCACAACGCCAACCACUACUGUGUACAGGUGUGGCCCUUUGAUUGAUCUUUGCAGGGGACCUCAUGUAAGACAUACUGGUAAAAUAAAGGCAUUAAAAAUCCAUAAGAAUUCCUCAACAUAUUGGGAAGGGAAAUCUGAUAUGGAAAGCUUGCAGAGGAUUUAUGGAAUUUCAUUCCCAGAUGCAAAAAUGCUAAAAGACUGGGAGAAGUUCCAAGAGGAGGCAAAGAACAGAGAUCACAGAAAAAUUGGACGGGAUCAAGAAUUAUUUUUCUUCCAUGAACUCAGUCCUGGUAGCUGUUUUUUCCUACCGAAGGGAGCUUAUAUUUAUAAUACACUUAUAGAAUUCAUCAGGAGUGAAUAUCGAAAGCGGGGAUUCCAGGAGGUUGUUUCUCCAAAUGUCUACAACAGCAAACUUUGGGUGACAUCAGGACAUUGGCAGCAUUACAGUGACAACAUGUUUUCCUUUGAGGUGGAGAAAGAACUCUUUGCUCUGAAGCCAAUGAACUGCCCUGGACAUUGCCUUAUGUUUGAUCACCGGCCAAGAUCUUGGAGGGAGCUGCCAUUGCGACUGGCUGACUUUGGAGUUCUCCAUCGUAAUGAACUGUCAGGGACCCUUACAGGACUCACCAGAGUGAGGCGGUUCCAGCAGGACGAUGCACAUAUAUUCUGUGCCAUGGAACAGAUUGAAGAGGAGAUAAAAAACUGUCUGGAAUUCUUGCGUACCGUGUAUGAUGUGUUUGGCUUUUCCUUCAAACUCAAUCUCUCCACCCGUCCUGAAAAGUUCCUUGGAGACAUUGAAGUGUGGAAUCAAGCUGAAAAGCAACUUGAAAAUAGCCUAAAUGACUUUGGUGAAAAAUGGGAAUUGAAUCCUGGGGAUGGUGCUUUCUAUGGACCGAAGAUUGACAUUCAGAUUAAAGAUGCCAUUGGACGCUACCAUCAGUGUGCUACAAUCCAGCUGGAUUUCCAGCUUCCAAUAAGAUUUAAUCUCACAUAUGUAAGCCAUGAUGGCAAUGACAAAAAAAGGCCAGUCAUAAUACACCGUGCCAUCUUGGGAUCUGUGGAGAGGAUGAUUGCUAUCCUGACAGAAAACUAUGGCGGCAAAUGGCCACUCUGGUUAUCUCCUCAGCAGGUGAUGGUGGUACCAGUUGGACCAACAUGUGAUGAAUAUGCGCAAAAGGUGAAGCAGCAGUUCCAUGAUGCUGGGUUAAUGGUAGAUAUUGAUGUGGACCCUGGCUGCACACUGAACAAGAAGAUAAGAAAUGCUCAGAUUGCACAGUACAACUUUAUUUUAGUUAUUGGUGAAAAAGAGAAGGCAAGUGGAACAGUUAAUAUCCGCACCAGAGACAACAAGGUUCAUGGUGAACGCACGGUAGCUGAAACUGUGGAGAGGCUGCAGCAAUUGAAGUGUUCACGCUGCAAAAAUGCUGAAGAGGAGUUUUAACCAAGACCUUGGUUCUCCACAUUAGGCUAGUGUUAUAGCUGGAUCCUUUUCCACUUUAAUUAUUAGCCUUGCUGGACAGUAAUCUCAUCUUAGCACUGUAUUGUACUGGAAAUUGAAUUUUACCCAGUCCCCUGCUGUUUUAUAUGUUCUCAAAUUAAGUAGAGGUCAAAUUCAGAGUCCAUUUUGUAUAAUUAAUGUAGUUGUUUUGCUUGCAAAUGAAUGGAAGCUUGUGAAGAUGUUGGAAUUGGGCUUCGAAAUAUGGGUAGAAAUUCUGCAGUCCUCCAAAUGUUGAACUGCAACUCCCAGCAGCCUAACCACCUUCUAUAAUGAUGAAGAAUGCUAAGAUUUGCAGCUCAGUAGCAUGUGGAGGGCAAUGUAGUUCCCACCCCUACUUUACAAGAACCAAUGGAACAAUGAAAUGUUUAAUCAGGGAUUGAAAUAACACUGUAGCAACUAAUGUUUUUUCAUCUCUUCACAAAAUAAAUUUGUAAGAAAAUGCCUUCUAAAGUUCAACAAGAUGUUGCUUGAAAUCAGUGCACAAAUCUUUUUUCCCCCUGUUUCUUUUAAUUGUCAAUUUCAUUCUCACAAUUAGAUUGCGAAUAUCUCUUGGGA
Molecule: messenger RNA, 2836 nt
Organism: Sceloporus undulatus (fence lizard)
Lineage: Eukaryota; Metazoa; Chordata; Lepidosauria; Squamata; Phrynosomatidae
Gene: TARS1
Product: threonyl-tRNA synthetase 1
Exons: 19
Coding region: 86-2224 (712 amino acids)
Biological process (GO): threonyl-tRNA aminoacylation
Cellular component (GO): cytoplasm
Molecular function (GO): ATP binding; threonine-tRNA ligase activity
Source: RefSeq, a predicted model, not a curated record